CUCCCGUUAGAAACAUGACAUUCAACGGUACCUGGAAGGUUGACAGAAAUGACAACUAUGACAAGUUUAUGGAACAGAUGGGUGUCAAUUUGGUGAAGAGGAAGCUGGCAGCCCAUGACAACUUGAAAAUCACCAUUGCACAAAAUGGAGACAAUUUCACAGUCAAUGAGUCCAGUACCUUUCGCACUGUGGAAAUCACAUUCACCCUCGGAGUUCCCUUCGAAUAUAGCCUAGCUGAUGGAACUGAGAUCUCUGGCACGUGGGCCAAGGAGGGAGAUAAGUUAGUUGGAAAAUUCAGCAGAAAAGACAAUGGCAAGGAACUCCUCACUGUCCGAGAAAUCAUUGCUGACGAGCUUGUCCAGAGCUACCAUUAUGAUGGAGUUGAUGCCAAAAGAGUUUUCAAAAGGGCUUAGAGAUCUAUUUUUUCAACAAAGAGAAUAAUAGAGAGAAACCAGCUGGCUUAUUCCAAAGUGCACCUUCAAUUUGAAAUAUCAACGGAAUAUCUUGAAAAAAAAAUCCCCUAUAUGA
This is a messenger RNA of Polyodon spathula (Mississippi paddlefish), 528 nucleotides long. RefSeq names its product fatty acid binding protein 2, intestinal (gene fabp2). Gene Ontology annotation, cellular component: nucleus; cytosol. Gene Ontology annotation, biological process: fatty acid transport. Gene Ontology annotation, molecular function: fatty acid binding. NCBI's taxonomy places the organism in Eukaryota, Metazoa, Chordata, Actinopteri, Acipenseriformes, Polyodontidae. The transcript is spliced from 4 exons. Bases 15 to 413 code for a protein of 132 amino acids. The record is from RefSeq and is a predicted model, not a curated record.